This is a messenger RNA of Lingula anatina, 2030 nucleotides long. RefSeq lists its product as uncharacterized. Gene Ontology annotation, molecular function: ubiquitin protein ligase activity; protein binding. The record is from RefSeq and is a predicted model, not a curated record. Lineage: Eukaryota; Metazoa; Brachiopoda; Lingulata; Lingulida; Lingulidae. Gene Ontology annotation, biological process: regulation of apoptotic process; protein polyubiquitination; proteasome-mediated ubiquitin-dependent protein catabolic process.
AACAUCACAAUGGAAGCUAAGGAAUCUUCCCUAAUGGAAAUGCUAGUUCCAAAAAAGAACUUUGAAAUCUUCACCUGUGGAUACAGUGAGAGCACGUGUGAAGAAAGGGAGUCCUAUGAUGUCAGUCUUUCGUUGGGUGGGUUUGAGACUAAGUGGAACAUGCAUGAAGGCGAUGAUUAUGAAAAGGUUAUGAAGUAUGUCAAAUUGUUCAAAAGCUGCCCAGAAUAUAUAACAUAUUCCCUGAUCCCCGCGGCAGAAGUCAGAGGGCCGAUUGAUGUGUUUGUUUGCAAGAUACAUGUAAAACAGAAAGGAGAAGAGGACUGGGAGGAGGAUAUUAAAGUGAUGGCAUCCACUGAGUUUGACAUCCGCUGGAGGUUACCAGAUCAACUUCAACAGGUAUCCGGCUCUGACCAGCCACAAAAGCAGCAAGUUGAUGCCAAGUACCAAACAAAUGCCAGUUCCAUUCCUGUCUCCCCGCCAUUACCCCCACAACAUAACCCUAUGUCUGCUGAGGGUGGAGACCAAGGUACUUCUGAUGCUACUGGCCCUCACACCGUUAGAACAAUGGAAGACCAAGGUCUAAACCAGACUCAUGUGGACAAUCAGUUCAAAAGCCUGUCUAUGGCCUUAACCCAAGGGGUUGCUGGGGCUCUAGGACAGACCCUUCCCAAUACAGGCAACACACAUAUAACUUUCAAUGUUCAGCAGGUUAUCAAUUAUAACCCAGAGAAGGAAUCCAUGGGGCAGAUGGAAGAUGUGACAACAUUAUUUCAUAAACAUAUUCCUCCACAUGUGAGAAAACGACUGAAUGAGACACUUUCUCAAGAUGAUGUAUGGAACCAAGUGAAGAAAAUGCAUGGAAUUUCAGAUGAAACACCACGCCCUCACGAUAUUGUAUCUUCUUUGUUGUCUCAAGUUGAGGGUUCUAUUGCAUCUUUCAUCAGUGUGUUGUCAAAGUUAAAGGGAUGCCACACAGAAGGAGAACUAGACAUUCCACAAGAUUUGAUUGAUGAAGUCAAGAGUGGACUUAAGAGUGAAAUGGAGUAUAAGAAACUUAGACAGAAUGGAAUUCGCUUUGCUGAAGAAAUUCAUAUUGACAUUGGAAGAAUUUUGAAUUUCUUUUAUCAAUAUGAUAUGAUACCCGAUGAGGAGAUUACAGUGCUUAGAAAUAGUGCCAGGGAAAAUCCACAUGAUGCCUGUAGAAAGUUGUUUGAAAGACUAAUUGCAAGCAGUCCUGAAAAACGACCCAUCGAAUGCUUGAAAGAUGCCCUUAGACAAUACCAACAUUCCCAUCUGGCAGAUGAACUAGAAGUUAGCAGCCAGGAUGUAGAGGAUGAAUUACAGAAACAGGAAAUUGGAAGUGAUCGGCCUUUUUGUGAAGAGCCGUUGGCGUUAGGAAUUUAAGCUCCACCCAUACCCUAUUAGAGCACAUUAAAACUACUUGUGUACAGUGUUUGACAGUAUGUGUUAAGAUUUUUUAUCCUGUUUGGGUCACCGUGGACAAGGAACCUAUGGUGUAUAUCCACCAUAUUACUUGCAUGCUUUAGAUAUUGUCAUCAGAUAAAUAAAGUGACCGCUGUUUUUAGUGAUUUUGAGCAAACUUGCUGAAAAUCUACAAUGGGACAUUCCAUGAUGCAAUAUAGAUAUUCCCCACAUUUCAUACUAAGAGCAUUAUUUGUGUUGUGAUACUCAUCUGUUCUUAAACAAUUUAAUGACACGUUUAGAUGUGUCCUCAGAGAAGUAUCUGCUGCUGUUUACCAUCAUCAGAGCCAGUGUAAACAUUCCAGUACUUGUAAAUAUUUAGCUGACAAUAAUGACAUAUAUUAAUCAAGACAAUCUAGUAGUUGUAAAGUUCUUGUAUAUAUUUAGCUGACAAUAAUAUCAUACAUUAAUUAAGACAGUCUAGUAGUUGUAAAGUACUUGUAUAUAUUUAGCUGAAAAUAAUGAUAUAUAUUAACCAAGACAAUCUAGAAGUUGUAAAGUACUUUCAAAUAUUUAGCUGAAAAUAAUGUCAUAUACUUAAUUAAGAC